Trichoderma citrinoviride is the source of this 2217-nucleotide messenger RNA. Its product is annotated as threonyl-tRNA synthetase. Gene Ontology annotation, molecular function: ATP binding; threonine-tRNA ligase activity. The transcript has 8 exons. Gene Ontology annotation, cellular component: cytoplasm. The record is from RefSeq and is a predicted model, not a curated record. Lineage: Eukaryota; Fungi; Ascomycota; Sordariomycetes; Hypocreales; Hypocreaceae. Bases 1 to 2217 code for a protein of 738 amino acids. Gene Ontology annotation, biological process: threonyl-tRNA aminoacylation.
AUGUCUUCCGAGAACGUCGACGCCCCGAAGGCGGCGGAGGGCGCUCCUGCCCAGAGUCUGCCUUCGCGGCCCGCGAAGCAGCCCAAGGAGAAGAAGGCGGGUGGAGGAAAGGCUUCACUUGAGCUGCCGGUUCUCCCCGAGUUCAUCCAGCACCGUAUCGAAAUCUACGACAAGAUCAAGGCCAAGCGAGACGCCGAGAUAGCUGCCAAGCCUCGUGAGGAAAUCACCAUUUCCCUGCCCAAUGGCAAGGAGGAGAAGGGAAUCGCUUGGGAGACCACUCCUGGCGCCAUUGCUCGAAAUAUCUCCAAGUCGCUGUUCGAGCGCACCGUCAUCUCUCGGGUCGAUGGCGAGCUUUGGGAUCUUACCCGACCUCUCGAGAAGAGCUGCACGCUGGAGUUUCUCGACUUCGAGAACGAGGAGGGCAAGAAGGUCUUCUGGCACUCUUCCGCUCACGUCCUCGGUGAAGCCUGUGAGAAGCGGUUUGGCUGCUACCUCUGCAACGGACCCCCUACCACCGACCCUCCCGGAUUCUACUACGAUAUGGCCAACAUGGAGGGCAAAGUCGUUCAGGAGGAGGACAAGAAGGCGCUGGAGUCGAUCGCCAGCUCCAUCAUCAAGGAGAAGCAGCCCUUUGAGCGUCUGGAGAUGACCAAGGAGGAGCUCCUCGAGAUGUUCAAAUACAGCAAAUACAAGGAGUACUUCAUCAACCAGCGUGUUCCUGACGGCACCACCAGCACCGUCUACCGAUGCGGCCCUCUCAUCGAUCUUUGCAGAGGUCCUCACGUCCCCCACACCGGAAACAUCAAGGCAUUUUCCGUCCAGAAGAACUCGGCCGCCUACUGGCUUGGAAACAGCUCCAACGAGUCUGUCCAGCGAAUCUCCGGUGUCUCAUUCCCCGACAAGAAGCAACUCGAGGAGUACAAGACCUUCCUUGAGGAAGCCGCCAAGCGUAACCACCGAAAGAUUGGUCUGGAACAGAAGCUGUUCUUCUUCGACGAGGUCUCCCCCGGCUCUACCUUCUUCUUGCCUCACGGCACCAGGAUUUACAACGCCAUGAUGGAGCUGAUCCGCAGCGAGUACAAGAAGAGGGCUUUCGACGAAGUCAUUAGCCCCAACGUUUACAAGUCCGAUCUGUGGAAGACAUCAGGCCACUGGGGACACUACUCCGAGAACAUGUUCACCUUUGAGGUUGAGAAGGAGACAUAUGGCCUGAAGCCGAUGAACUGCCCUGGCCACUGCAGAAUCUUUGCCCACUCAGAUGUCAACUAUAAGGAUCUGCCAUGGAGGAUGGCUGACUUUGGUGUCCUUCACCGAAACGAGUUCUCGGGUGCCCUCAGUGGUCUCACCCGUGUGCGUCGAUUCCAGCAGGACGACGCUCACAUUUUCUGCACAGUCGACCAGAUUCGUGACGAGAUUGAGGGUGCCUUUGACUUCCUGUACAGCGUCUACGGUCUGUUUGGCUUCGCCUUCAAGCUCAAGCUGUCGACCCGGCCCGAGAAGUUCAUCGGCGAGGUGGCCAUCUGGGAUAUGGCCGAGAACAAGCUCAAGGAGGCGCUGGACAACUUCACACAGAAGAUUGACUCCAAGUGGGAGGAGAAUCCCGGCGAUGGUGCCUUCUACGGCCCCAAGAUCGACAUCACCGUCUACGAUGCCCUGCGACGAGAGCACCAGUGCGGCACCAUCCAGCUCGACUUCAACCUGCCUCAACGGUUCAAGCUGCGUUACCUUGCCGCCAAGGACGAGAGCAGCGCCAACCGGGACGCAAGCGACCCCGAUUUGCCUGUGGGCUAUGCCCGACCGGUCAUGAUUCACCGAGCCGUGAUGGGCAGCUUCGAGCGAAUGUUUGGCAUUCUUACGGAGCACUUCGCCGGCAAGUGGCCGUUCUGGCUGAGCCCUCGCCAGAUCCUGGUGGUUCCGGUGAUGCCCGCCGUUAACGACUACGCCAAGGAGCUCCAGAAGAUGUUCCAGGCGAAGGGUCUCUACAUUGACGUUGAUCUGAGCAGCAACACAUUCCAGAAGAAGAUUCGGACUGGGCAGCUGGAGCAGUACAACUUCAUCUUCGUCGUCGGAGCCGAAGAGGCCAGCUCACGCACCGUCAACAUUCGAAACCGAGAUGACCAGAGCACACAGGCCAAGGGAGCGCUGAUUCCCGUGGACGAGGCGCUUGAGAAGCUGCUGGCCUUGAAAGAGGAGAGAAGACUGGUCAACAAAAUCUAA